Messenger RNA from Elaeis guineensis (African oil palm), 2059 nucleotides. RefSeq names its product L-type lectin-domain containing receptor kinase IX.1-like. Gene Ontology annotation, biological process: protein phosphorylation. Gene Ontology annotation, molecular function: ATP binding; protein kinase activity; carbohydrate binding. NCBI's taxonomy places the organism in Eukaryota, Viridiplantae, Streptophyta, Magnoliopsida, Arecales, Arecaceae. The record is from RefSeq and is a predicted model, not a curated record.
AGCAAUGAUUCCUCUCAUCCCACUCUUACCAUUACGUCUUCUUCUUCUUCUUUCCAUCUCUUCCUUCCUUCCCACUGCCACCCCUUCCACCCACUUCAAUUUCACCUCCUUCACCCCCAACACCCCCGGCAUCAACUUCUCCGGCGACGCCUUCACCUCCGGCGACAACGUCAUCCAGCUCACCCGCAACAGCGCCGACGGCAGCCUCUUGCAGAGCUCCGGCCACGCCGUGUAUGCCACCCCGAUCCAGCUAUGGAACCCUGCCACCCUCGCCAUCGCUGACUUCACCACCCACUUCCGGUUCAUCAUCAAAGCUCUCCACCCGACCACCUAUGGUGAUGGCCUUGCCUUCUUUAUCGCUCCGGUCGGCUACGAGCUCCCGCUAAACUCUAAUGGCUCGUGGCUCGGCCUCUUCAACUCAACCACCAAUAAUUCUAUCUCAACGCAGCUCGUCGCCGUCGAGUUCGACACGUUCAUGAACUCAUGGGAUCCUGACGACAACCACAUCGGCAUCAAUGUCAACUCCAUCGUCUCCAACGUGACGCUUACGUGGGGCAGCGACAUCAAGAACGAGAGCACCGGGUCGGCGCGGAUCGGCUACAACUCCACAUCGGGCCAGCUCUCUGUGUUCCUCACCUAUGGUGACGACCGCUAUAAUGGAACUCCAAGCCUGUGGCGCCGCCUCAACCUGACAGAGGUCCUUCCAGAGAGGGUGAUCAUUGGGUUCUCGGCCUCCACAGGAGGCCUGACGGAGCUUCACCAGAUUAUUUCUUGGGAUUUCUCCUCUAGCUUUGUUAAUGACCAGGAGGCACCUUCCAAGAAGAUGAGGAAGAAAACCCCUUUGGUGGCGGCCGUGGUGGUGGGAGUUGGACUUAUGGUUGCAUGCUUCGGUUACUUCUUGUUCAUUAAGAAGAAAUCACGUGAGAAGGGAGGAAAGGAGGCGGACUUGGUUUUUAAUGAAUCAAUGGAGGAUAAAUUGGCUGAAGGAACCGGACCCAGGCGGUUCACUUACAAAGAACUAGUCCGAGCUACAAGAAACUUCAGCGAGGAAGGCAAGCUCGGGCAAGGAGGCUUUGGAGGUGUCUACAUGGGACUUCUCAAGGGUAAUCCAUCGUCCGAGAUGGUCAUGGUCGCCGUCAAGAGGUUCUCAAGAGGCUCGAGCCAAGGGCGGAAGGAGUACGUAUCGGAGGUGACGAUCAUCGGCCGACUACGGCACCGAAACCUCGUGAGAUUGAUAGGCUGGUGCCACGACAACGGAGAAUUCCUCCUUGUCUACGAGUACAUGCCCAAUGGCAGCCUUGACGCCUACCUCUUCGGCAAGAAGUCCUCCUUGUCCUGGCCGGUGCGGUACCGGAUCGUGCUCGGCCUGGCCUCGGCAUUACUCUACCUUCAUGAAGAAUGGGAGCAGUGCGUGGUGCACAGAGAUAUCAAGGCGAGCAACGUGAUGCUGGAUUCAAGCUUCAACGCGAAGCUGGGCGACUUCGGGCUGGCAAGGCUGGUAGACCACGAGCUGGGCUCGCAGACGACGGUGCUGGCGGGGACGUUGGGGUAUCUGGCGCCCGAGUGCGUGACGACAGGCAAGGCUGGGAGGGAGUCGGAUGUGUAUAGCUUCGGAGUGGUGGUACUGGAGGUGGCUUGUGGGAGGAAGGCCAUCGAUCCCAAGGCUGAGGAGGUGGAGCAGAGGCUGGUGGACUGGGUGUGGGAGCUCUAUGAGAGGGGGAGGGUGGUGGAGGCCGCUGAUGGGAGGCUCGAAGGGGAGUUGGAUGAGAGGCAAAUGGAGAGGGUGACGGCUCUGGGGCUGUGGUGCGCGCAGCCGGACUACAAGUUGAGGCCUUCAAUGCGGCAGGUGGUGCAAGUGUUGACGGCGGAGGCUCCCGUGCCGAGCCUGCCGAAACCGAUGAAAUAUGAUGCCCCACCAGCGCUGGAUGUAACUAAUUUUGCUUGCACUGGCACGGGGACCAUGGAUAGUUCUAGUUCAAGCAGUCGGUAUCAUGGGUCAUCGCAGGCAUCUUCAGGGGCUCAUUCUCCUACUAAUCUCUCUUGCAAAUUAAAUGCAUAG